UUAUGUCCUUUCAAAGAUAUCACAUUUUUCGCUUAUAUCUACAGAAUAAAACAUAACCCAAUGUUUUGACGAAAAUUGAAUAUUGAGUUUCAAUAGUUUAUCACUUUUGCGAACAUUUCACCCUUAAGAUGUUUCGUCCAGUUGUAAAUUUCCUCAAAUGGUCGAAUUAUUCUAACGGUGUUGUGCUUAGUUUUUGUUCAAACGCUAAAAAAUCCGCGAAACCAUUAAGAAAAACAAAAGGUUCAUCUGCAGAUUACAGAACUCAGCAUUUUGUUGAUUACCGUGAAACGACUGUUCAAGGGGGCAAAGGAGGAGACGGAGAAAUCGCUUUCUUACGUUUACCGAAAAAUCCCUUCGCCGGGCCAUCGGGAGGCGACGGGGGAAAUGGAGGGCAUGUCAUUUUUGAAGCGUGCAGUACUACGAAAUCGCUGGAAAGUGUUCCGUCUGUGAUUCGAGGUUUAAAUGGAACUCGAGGUCGAGGCAAACAUAUGCAUGGCGCCAACGCUGAGCACACUAUUAUUAAAGUACCAAUUGGAACUCUUGUGAAGGAAGAUGACAAAUUUAUUUAUGAUUUGAAUGCUCCUGACUCGAAAUACAUUGCUGCUAGAGGAGGCGCUGGUGGCCAUGGUAAUCAUUUUUUCCUAACCAAUGAAAACAGGCAUCCAGAAAUCGCAGAGCUGGGCGCCGAAGGAGAAGUCCGCAAAUUAUGCCUUGAAUUGAAAAUUAUGGCACAUAUCGGUCUUGUUGGGUUCCCGAACGCUGGAAAAUCUACUCUUCUAAGAGCAAUUUCCCGUGCACGACCAAAAAUUGCUGCGUAUCCUUUUACCACCUUGAACCCUCAUGUUGGCAUUGUCCAUUACGACGAUUACGUGCAGUUAGCUGUGGCUGAUCUCCCUGGGUUGAUACCAGGAGCACAUGAAAACAAAGGAUUAGGAAUAUCGUUUCUGAGGCACAUUGAAAGGUGUUCAGGCAUUUUGUAUGUCAUUGACCUCUCCGUGGAGAACCCAUUAGGACAGCUAGAACACUUGAAAUUUGAACUGGAGCAGUACCAAGAAGGACUGUCUAGAAAGCCUCAUGCUGUUGUGGCAAAUAAGUGUGAUUUAGGAGCAGAUGCAAUGGAGAAGUACCAUAUGCUGAAAAGUAAUGUUGAAAUUGAAGUGUUUCCUGUCUCUGCAAUGUUUGGUAACAACAUCUUAAAUCUUUUACAGUAUAUUAGGAAAUUGUAUGACGAAGGAAAUGCACCUAUGAUAUGGUGAACAAUAGUUAUGUUUUAAAAAACAUAGUGUAUAAAUAAUAAAAAUAUAUUUUAUUGGUUUUGAUCCUUUACCAUUUGUCUAUUACGAAACAUGCUAGAUAUUG
Uloborus diversus is the source of this 1359-nucleotide messenger RNA. RefSeq names its product mitochondrial ribosome-associated GTPase 2-like. Gene Ontology annotation, cellular component: mitochondrion. The transcript has a single exon. Gene Ontology annotation, molecular function: GTPase activity; magnesium ion binding; GTP binding. NCBI's taxonomy places the organism in Eukaryota, Metazoa, Arthropoda, Arachnida, Araneae, Uloboridae. The record is from RefSeq and is a predicted model, not a curated record. Bases 129 to 1256 code for a protein of 375 amino acids.